Molecule: messenger RNA, 465 nt
Organism: Ipomoea nil (Japanese morning glory)
Lineage: Eukaryota; Viridiplantae; Streptophyta; Magnoliopsida; Solanales; Convolvulaceae
Exons: 1
Coding region: 1-465 (154 amino acids)
Source: RefSeq, a predicted model, not a curated record
AUGGCUGACGAUCUCGCCCUGGCUCAAUGCCCUAUUUCUGAUGAAGACACGGUUGUGUAUAUUUUAACACAACUAGGGGAUGAGUACAGCUCCAUCGUAUCUGUCGUUCGUAUUCGUGACAAACCCAUUUCUUUGGAAGAAUUAGCCGAUGCGCUCAUGGAUCAUAAACGUCAGUUGGCUGAAGUCGAUGAUGCUCGCCAAUCUCUUUUGGCUACUGCUAAUGCCUCCCAGCGUGGUCCUUCGGCUUCUCGAAGUAGCCAGCAUUCCACUCCCGAUCGGAGGUCCCGCAACAACACCAACAACACGUAUGGCAAUAAUCGACCGAAUUGGUUGCACAACAGCAACACUCGAUCUGGUGUUGUGUGUCAAUUCUGUCACAUUGCUGGCCAUGAGACUCGUGUUUGCCGUAAGUUAGCCCGGUUUUUAAAGGCCUAUAAUGUGUUUCCCGUGCUGGCUCCUACAUAA